Messenger RNA from Mycena indigotica, 1254 nucleotides. RefSeq lists its product as uncharacterized. NCBI's taxonomy places the organism in Eukaryota, Fungi, Basidiomycota, Agaricomycetes, Agaricales, Mycenaceae. The record is from RefSeq and is a predicted model, not a curated record. The transcript has 10 exons. Bases 1 to 1254 code for a protein of 417 amino acids.
AUGUCUGCAGCUAUGCCUAUGCCGCCGCCUUCCUUGGCCCAUCCAGCAGCGUACAUUCUAGGUCCAUGGCUCAUAGGGACCUGCCUCGAGUUGAUUCUCCAGGGCGUCAUCUCGGGACAACUCGUCAAAUACUUCACGGUUUUCUCCACCUCCGACCCUCGGUCCCUACGGAUUUAUGUUGCUUUCCUGACAUUUCUAACGGUGGUCAAAUCGGGCCUGAAUUUUGGACUUCUUUGGCGCAAAUGCAUCAUUAACUUUGGACGUCUCAAUGACCCCUCCGACAGCGACCUCGUCGCUAUUCAAGCCAUGCUCAUGGCCUUCAUCGCUCUAUAUGUUCAGGGAUGGUACCUCCACCGCCUCUUUCGAUUCUCCAACAGCAAUGUGUUAAUCGUCAUCCCUGUUGGACUCGUGUUGCUUCUCGGCUUCAUCAUGACCAUUGUCGCAGGUGCCGUCCGCAUUGCGAGCUCAGGCAGAAGAUUCAAUGCCAUCGUCACAUACUAUGCUAUCUAUUUACCACUCGUAAUGAGUGGUAACAUCAUAUUGACCUUCGUCACUGGCUACCUUCUGGUUCGCCAUCGCAAGAGCCACAAUGUUCUUCCCGAAGACGAGCACCUUGUCACAACCGGAUUGCGACUCAGUCUCCAGACUGCCGCAUUCCCUACCAUCCUGUCUAUCAUUGCGUUUGCCUUCUCGCUGCGCUUUCCCGACCCAUAUCCGACUGCACGAUCCCAGGCCUGCAUCGGAGUCAACAUGGUUCUCUGCAAAGUUUGGGCGUUCUCCGUCAUGUGGACACUGAACGCACGCGUCGACGACAAGUUAGUGCCGAUGGACGAUACGAAGAGUCGCACGUUCCUCGAGAGCAACAAUGGAGCGGGUGAUGACCACGGAAGGUCCCAUAAUCGAGUCGAGGAGGGGCGGGGCAUGGCAUUUGGCGCUAGGGCUAAUAACGACCUGGAUGAUAUCGAUGACGACGAUGAAGAAGAUGUUGCUGAAGACGGUGAGCUGGCCGACGAAAAACAUGCUGGAGUGCAAGAGGUCAGCAUCGCGAAGCCGGAGACGGCGGCGAAACCUAAGGGUACCCAUCCAGUGAGGUUUUCUGUAGAAGGGAGCAGCACAUGCGCGAGCACCACGCCUGAAGAGGGGAAUCAAAACGAACAUGAGGAGAAGGAGUUCAAGGGAUUGGAGCAUGAAUUGAAUUCUGACGGGGACUCGGAGAAUGGGGAGGAAGAUGUCGAAGAGGAACCACGAGUUUGA